CAUCUAUAUCAAUGAUGACUCCAUUUUCGAACCAGAGGAACAGUUCAGGAUCUACCUUGGCCAUCCUCUUGGAAACCACUGGAGUGGAGCAAGAAUUGGGAAGAGCAACAUGGCCACCAUCACCAUAUCCAAUGAUGAAGAUGCCCCAACUAUUGAGUUUGAAGAGGCUGCAUACCAAGUCCGGGAGCCUGCUGGACCAGAUGCUCUUGCAAUUCUGAACAUCAAAGUGAUCCGGAGAGGAGACCAGAAUAGGACCUCUAGGGUCCGCUGCAGCACUCGAGAUGGUUCUGCCCAGUCGGGUGUUGAUUAUUACCCAAAGAGUCGUGUCCUGAAGUUCAGUCCUGGUAAUGAAAAGGGAAUCCCAGGAUGUGCUAUUUAUUCAUUGGAGUCUAUUUAGCAUUGGAAAAAGGGACUAAAGAGAGGAAGGAAAGAAAGAAAUAAUGUCUAAGAAGCAUUUGCAUAUGCAGAAAAAUUUUUAAUAAUGAAUUAGCAAAAAUAAUGAGGAAGGGAGAAAGGAAGGUUUAGAUCAGUGAUUUCCAAAG
This is a messenger RNA of Gracilinanus agilis (Agile Gracile Mouse Opossum), 542 nucleotides long. RefSeq names its product extracellular matrix organizing protein FRAS1-like. The transcript has 2 exons. Gene Ontology annotation, cellular component: membrane. Bases 110 to 397 code for a protein of 95 amino acids. NCBI's taxonomy places the organism in Eukaryota, Metazoa, Chordata, Mammalia, Didelphimorphia, Didelphidae. Gene Ontology annotation, biological process: cell communication. The record is from RefSeq and is a predicted model, not a curated record.